Molecule: messenger RNA, 1700 nt
Organism: Aspergillus homomorphus CBS 101889
Lineage: Eukaryota; Fungi; Ascomycota; Eurotiomycetes; Eurotiales; Aspergillaceae
Product: curved DNA-binding protein (42 kDa protein)
Exons: 5
Coding region: 102-1337 (411 amino acids)
Source: RefSeq, a predicted model, not a curated record
CCUUCUUCCCUUGAAUAUUCCGCAAGACCUACUGUCCCAAGAGUCCCUUGAUUAGUAUCAUUUCCUCGUCCCCCGCGCGAGGAUCCUCUAAUAAGCACACAAUGGCUGAGACUCAGACUCAGGCCCCCGAGGUCGACUACACCCUCAACAACCCCGACACCUUGACCAAGUACAAGACCGCCGCUCAGAUCUCUCAGAAGGUUCUCGAAGCUGUCGCAGGAUGGUGUGUUGAGGGAAGCAAGAUCGUCGAGCUCUGCCAGAAGGGUGACCAGCUCCUCGACGAGGAGAUUGCCAAGGUCUACAAGGGCAAGAAGAUCUCCAAGGGUAUCUCCCACCCGACCACUGUCUCCCCCAACUCCUAUGUGACUCCCUACACCCCCCUGGUGUCCGAUGCCGCAGAGGCCGAGACCACCCUGAAGGCUGGUGAGGUUGUCAAGAUCCAGCUUGGUGCUCAGAUCGAUGGCUUCGGAACCAUCGUUUGCGACAUGGUCAUUGUUGCCGACAGCAACUCCUCUUCCGAUGAGGUGACCGGCCGCGAGGCUGACCUCAUUCACGCCACCCACUACGCCAACGAGCUUCUCAUGAGACUGCUGGUCCCCGCCGGUCUUCUGGCCAGCGGAACUGAGGAGGAGAAGCAGAAGGCUGCCGCCCAGAAGCCUUACACUCAGGCUCAGAUCACCCAGCUCAUCGAGAAGGUUGCCAAGACCUACGACUGCAAUGUUGUUGAGAACACCACCAGCUGGCUGUUCCAGCGUAACGAGAUCGAGGGUGAAAAGAAGAUCAUCCUGGCCCCCGGCACUGGUGUCAAGGGCGAGGGUCUCCCCGACGUCGGCGAGGUCUGGGGUGUUGAACUCGGACUGUCCCUCGGAUCUGGAAAGGUCAAGACUCUUCCCCUCCGUGCUACUCUGCACCGCCGUACCACCACCACCUACGGUCUUAAGCGUCCCAGCUCCCGCCAGACCCUGUCUGAGGUUGUGAAGAAGUUCGGUACCUUCCCCUUCAGCUUGCGCCAGCUGGAUGACGAGAAGGCCGCCAAGGUUGGUGUUGUCGAGUGUGUCCGUGGUGGUGUUCUGAGACAGUACGAGCCCGCUGGUGAUGCUGACAACGCUGCCGUGUCCCGUGUCUUGUCUACUAUCGUCAUCACCAAGAACGGUAUCACCCGUCUUGCCGCUCCCACCACCCCCGAUCUUACCAAGUUCAAGACGGACAAGAAGAUCGAGGACGCGGAGAUCCUUGAGAUCCUUGAGCGCCCCUUGGCCAAGUCCACCGGCUCCAAGAAGAACAAGAACAAGAAGAAGAAGACCGCCAAGAAGGACGACUCCAACGACGAUGAGUAAACGCAUCGUUGCAUCGGGCCUCACUUGACGCAAUUCCGGGACCAUGUUUUGGCUCACAUGAUUGCAUAUGACAACUGCUCGGGGUGAGAUUUUGGUGGCUCCAAAGCCCUGGCCAUGCCCGCCCUGAUGGUGCUUUGUUUUGAAGUUGAAGCCAAUUGGUUCUUCUCAAAGAUCGGAGAGUUGUCGGAAUGCUGAACACCAGAGACAAGCCUGGCGGGAGAGAUCUCUCCCUCGCAGUUCCCUGUUGAAAACAUGUUGUCACAUAAUCUAUUUCAAAAAGAGGAAGAGUUGUAUAUGUCCAGUGAAACCAAGCCAGAUACAGAAAUGAACUUCACGAUAGCUGCUGCCAGCUGAUUUCUGCUG